Pristis pectinata (smalltooth sawfish) is the source of this 1258-nucleotide messenger RNA. Its product is annotated as sepiapterin reductase-like. The transcript is spliced from 4 exons. Gene Ontology annotation, molecular function: sepiapterin reductase (NADP+) activity. Gene Ontology annotation, biological process: tetrahydrobiopterin biosynthetic process. The record is from RefSeq and is a predicted model, not a curated record. Lineage: Eukaryota; Metazoa; Chordata; Chondrichthyes; Rhinopristiformes; Pristidae. Bases 1 to 837 code for a protein of 278 amino acids.
AUGGAGAGGAAGGGAGGGACUCCCCGGGAGCUGGCUAUGGCCGAACCUCGGCGGCUGCCGGGCCGGAGCUUGUGCAUCGUCACCGGCGCGUCCCGGGGGCUGGGCCGGGCGCUGGCCCUGGUGCUGGCCGGCAGCCUGCAGCCCGGCUCCCACCUGGUGCUGGUGGCCAGGUCGGGAGCGGCUCUGCGGGAGCUGGAGAGGCAGCUGGCGGCGGGGGCUGGGGCUGGACUGCGGCUGAGCCGGGUGGAAGCAGACCUGAGCGGGGAGCAGGGGCUGCAGAGUGUCCUGAGCUCGGUGAGCGAGGCUCGGCAGACGGACGGAGCUCCGGACAGGCUGCUGCUCAUUAACAAUGCGGGCUCACUGGGAGACAUCUCCAAGUUUGUCGUAGAUUUUACCAAGCCUGCUGAGGUCUCUAGUUACAUGGACUUGAACUUCACCUCAGCCAUAUGUCUCACCUCCUUACUGCUCAAGGCCUUCCCCGGACGGGAGAACUUCUGCCGCACGGUGAUUAACAUCAGCUCACUCUGCGCAAUCCAGCCCUUCAAAUCGUGGUCGCUGUACUGCGCAGGGAAAGCUGCUCGGGAGAUGAUGUUCAACGUUCUUGCAGCGGAAGAGCCUGAUGUGAGGGUGCUUAACUAUGCCCCAGGGCCCCUGGACACCGGUAUGCAGGAGCAGGCUCGGUCAGAGACUGGGGACCCGGAGUUACGCCGGACCUUCGAGGCCAUGCACCGGCGGGGACAGCUGAUAGAUUGUCAGGAAUCCGCCCGGAAGCUGGUGGACAUCCUGGCGAGGGAUGAGUUUAAGUCUGGAGCCCACAUUGACUACUUCGACCAGUAACCCCGGCAGCACUGACCAUCAUCGGCAGCAUCCAUCAUCAAAGAUCCCCACCAUCCGGGCCAUGCCAUCUUCUCACAGCUACCAUCGGGCAGGAGGUACAGAAGCCUGAAGUCCCACACCUCCAGGUUCAGGAACAGCUACUUCCGUUCAACCAUUCGGUUCUUGAACCAACCGGCACAACCCUCAUCACUACCUCAGCGUAACAACACUGGGACCACUUUGAUCAUUUUGCACAAACAUGGAGUUUGAUUUUUUUGGUUCUAAUUGUGUUCUUGUAAAAAUUGUGUUUAAUGUAUGCUUUUCUUGUGAAUGCUGCUUAUCUGAUGCUCUGUGCCUGUGAUGCUGCUGCAAGUAAGUUUUUCAUUGCCCCUGUGCACACACGGACUUGUGCAGAUGACAAUAAACAGGACUUUGACCUUGA